Messenger RNA from Camelina sativa (false flax), 573 nucleotides. NCBI's taxonomy places the organism in Eukaryota, Viridiplantae, Streptophyta, Magnoliopsida, Brassicales, Brassicaceae. The record is from RefSeq and is a predicted model, not a curated record.
UCACUCGUUUUUGUAAUCGAGAGGAUUGAUGAGCAUAAGGGUACUUACUCCAUUGUUCCUUUGCUUCUUGCUGGCCUUAUUAGCAUUUUAUAUUGGAGGUUUUUCGAUGACAUUAAACCAUAUGCUUUAGUACAGUUUGUUCAUUGCAUUGUCAUUCCCUUGAUGGUUAUUCUUUUACCUCCAAUGUAUACACAUUCUACGUAUUGGCUUUGGGCUGCAGGAUUUUAUCUCUUAGCCAAGGUGGAAGAAACUGCUGAUAAGCCUAUAUAUAGCUGGACUCAUCAUAUUAUUAGUGGCCAUUCUCUGAAGCAUUUGUACGCUGCUAUGGUCCCUGUCUUCCUUACCCUCGUGCUUGCAAAAGAACCGUUCAAACUGAGAGGUACAUUCUCAUAUAUAUAUGAGAUGGCCGGGAAUUGCAGAUCCAUAUUCUUGACUCAUGCAUUCCAUUGUUGGAUAUUGUCACAGUUAAAACACUUAUGUUUGAAUUUAUUGUGGAGGAUGCUUUGCUGGUCGGUGAUGGUUCUGAUGGGCAUUGCGGUUCUGUUUCUUUCCUCUGUUUUCGGUUCUGUUUGA